Messenger RNA from Saccostrea cuccullata (small rock oyster), 792 nucleotides. RefSeq lists its product as uncharacterized. The record is from RefSeq and is a predicted model, not a curated record. Bases 91 to 792 code for a protein of 233 amino acids. Lineage: Eukaryota; Metazoa; Mollusca; Bivalvia; Ostreida; Ostreidae. The transcript has 6 exons.
GGAAGACGCAAUGGAAGAAACAGGGGGAAAUACAUUUCUUGUUUUAUUUGGGACAGCAGAAAAAUAAAUAAUUUGAUAACUUCAUGAGUGAUGGAAAACGUUGUGGAAUCAUGUCCCAAGAACAUAACAGAGAUCGGAGAAUCCUCCAGGAGGUUGGGUUGUGGUCAGGAUCAGUAUGGAAACGAUCAGUACAUCUGUGUCCCUAACAUAGACAAAGCAGGGCUCAUAGAAUUAUGUUACAAUGGCAUCAUGGGGAUAAUAGAAAGGGGCAACUGUUUGAGGACUACAGAAGGACAACUCUAUCGCACCGGAUGUCUUCAAUUUUCAUCAGGCUGUCCAGACAUAGAAUAUAGGAGCAACAAGAUAUACUUAUAUCACGCCUGCCAGAACAUUAAUACACAAGACCGAUGUUAUUUUGCUGAACCCUCGUGUCCAAAUGCCACAGAGAGCAUCAGUACCGUGGACACUACAGAAGCAUCUAAUCUAGGGUUAUCGACAAUUCAAAGUAUUUACAACACAACAUCUUACAACGUAUCUGAAGGCACCUUUCCACAAGACUCCAACGAUUCUACAGAGGUUAUUGUUUGGAAUAUGGUUGCUGUUAUGUUUUUCAUCAUUUUGAUAUUGGCUGGUGUCCUUUGGAAACGAAAACAGAAAGACAAAAGAAGAACUCCCUCACUUGAUGAGAUCAACAUACAAUACAAAAAGGAAGAUAUAACAACAGAAACAGAUUGUAAAAGUUCGUUGCUGUCACACCACACAGAACUUACUGAUGCUAAUGAAUUUAACUAA